Molecule: messenger RNA, 1701 nt
Organism: Salmo salar (Atlantic salmon)
Lineage: Eukaryota; Metazoa; Chordata; Actinopteri; Salmoniformes; Salmonidae
Gene: rnf212
Product: ring finger protein 212
Biological process (GO): reciprocal meiotic recombination; homologous chromosome pairing at meiosis; protein sumoylation
Cellular component (GO): synaptonemal complex
Molecular function (GO): SUMO transferase activity
Source: RefSeq, a predicted model, not a curated record
AAACCCCUAAGAGACAAGAUGCUAUACAUCACAAGGAAAUAAUCAAACACACUUUGUUAUGAAAAGGGUCAUUUUCCAAAAUUCUAGUUUCAGAAAAAAGCUGACUAUUAUUUUUAUCAGAACUAGGUCUAUAGUACAAUACAUGAAAACAACAAAUAUUGUGUUGAGCUACUAGGCCUGUCCUAUUAACAGUCUGGAGUGAACUAUUCACCAGCCCUUCUUUUGAUAUUCACAGGAACUAGAUGAUACUUUUUGCCAGAUCAGUGAAGAAACCAAUGGGAAAGUUUUGUGGUGGGCUGUUGUGUAGACUUCCAUUCAACUAUCAGUUGGAUUUUGGCAAAUCAAAAGACUGAAAGACUUCCUGAUUGCAAAGAAGUUGGUUUGAUAAGAACUUUAGAGCAGGAAUGAUGUCUUGCAGUACAAUGCACAGUGUCCACUAGAGUCAACUGCUAUUCCAAACUCGACUAAGAUCAGUGCUGAGUAGGCAUCUAUUUUACUGUACAUCCUUCUAGAGACAAUGUAUGAUUAAUAAAAUGUGUUUGUUUCAUCUUACACAACUAUCCCAAUUUGUUUUCUCCAAUGAAUGCACCAAAAUGUAAAUAAUGACGUAGCCAGCCAAUCAGAAAGCGAUCUGAAAUACAAACAAACCGAACAUCAGAAGGUAGCACAGGCUAGUUAAUUGCUACAGUUGCUAAAGCCAGAAAACGACCCGGAAAGUUUUGUGACAGUUUGCUAGCUAGUUCCAUAGAGAACCAAGGGCCAUCAUACAAUGUCUUACUGGAUCUGCUGUAACUCCUGCUUCAACCUCCCUGGUCCUGACCGUAAAUUAGCUGUUACCACCUGUGGUCAUGUCAUCUGCAACGUGUGUUUUCAGAAAGCCAAUCAAGGGGAGUGCAUGAUAUGUAACACAAAAUGUCAAGUUACUCCUCUCUCAGACAAUAGUAGUGCAGAGGUAAAGGCCCUCUUCUCUGACAUCAAUUCUGUAGCAACCAAAAACUUAACAGAGAUAAGCAAGGUGUUACUAUUCCAGGCAAGGCACCAAAAGAGGUUGUUGGCGCAUUCCCAGCAGAGGAAUGAAAAGUUAGAAGAAGUUUUACUCAAAAUGAAGCAAGAAAUGCAGCAAAUGUCUAAGAAAAUUACAGAGCAGAAUGCCUAUAUUGCCAAACUGGAGAGCACUCGUCAGCAUCAAAGUGCAAAAGCAGCUUCUACAUCACAGCUGAACCGUAGUUCUCACAAUGCUCGUUCACAUCAAAUCAAAUCAGAUCAAACGCAGAUACCAUUCAACUCACCCAUGUCCCUCUCUCGCUACUCAUCUACUACAAGUCUGGCAGAAAGCAUGGAGGUGGAUAACAGAGGUCUGUUUAGGAAACCGGAGCUCUCUGGAAGUGUCCAGAGGUUGUCCUUGAUCAGCCCUCCACAGGACGGCCGGAUGGGUAUCGUCCCCCAUCGAUCGACCAAUCAAAACACCCUAGUCAACCACUCAGCUCGCUCGGCCACUGUCAGCCGCCUGGCAGAGUUGCAGAUGACUCCUAACCUGCCGUAUAGUAGGAACACAGGGUGGGAGACGCCCGUGUUCAAGCCCCCGUCCGCCUACAGACACUCCUCCAUGUCUUCUCUGGUCGUGUCCUCUCUGGGGGUCACCUGCCCUCCACCGUAACACCGCCAAGAGUCAGCCAUCACGACGGCACAAGGAGACGUCUC